Lampris incognitus (smalleye Pacific opah) is the source of this 629-nucleotide messenger RNA. It is a transcript of the gene hamp, whose product is annotated as hepcidin antimicrobial peptide. Gene Ontology annotation, biological process: defense response to bacterium; intracellular iron ion homeostasis. The record is from RefSeq and is a predicted model, not a curated record. Gene Ontology annotation, cellular component: extracellular region. NCBI's taxonomy places the organism in Eukaryota, Metazoa, Chordata, Actinopteri, Lampriformes, Lampridae. Bases 200 to 472 code for a protein of 90 amino acids. The transcript has 3 exons.
GGUCAGCUCACAAACCAGGGGAAGAUCUCAAAAGAGAGCUGACCAGAGCAAGCCGAAGAUCCACAGCUGUCCAUUUGUGAAGACGCUGGUUGAAGAUACUGCAGUGCUCUUCGGUGGCACCAAGCCCAUGAGAGAGAAGCUUUUUCAACCCUGAUCUCAGAAGGAUUUAACUAAAAAAAGAAGAAAGAAAGAAAGAAAGAUGAAGGCAUUCAGCAUUGCAGUUGCAGUGACACUCGUGCUCGCCUUUAUUUGCAUUCUGGAGAUCUCCGCCGGCCCAUCCACUGGGGUGCGCGAGCCAGAGGAGGCAGAGAGCAAUGACACUCCAGCAGCAGAACAUCACCAGAUGUCAGCGGGGUCGUGGAUGAUUCCAGCUCGUUCCAGACAGAAGAGGAUGAGCCAUCUGUCUCUUUGCCAGGUGUGCUGCAACUGCUGUCCCGGCCAAAGCGGCUGUGGUUUCUGCUGCAAAUUUUGAGGAUUCAAACAGCAUCCGCCUAACUUUAAUUUAUUAUUCUGCUUUUCGAACCUGAGGACCAGCCUAUUCGACCUCUCUCUCUAAUGUCCAGCCUGUUAUCUACUUUUGCAUUGUGUUAAUAUGAUUUUGUGGAGAUGCGAUUAAAAAAUAAAUAAAA